AUGCAAAAUAAACCAAAUUACACCAGGAGAAUAAUUAUAGUGUCAUGCACCAUUAUAAUAGUAUCAGUAUCAUUAUUGGUGUUAGGAAUAGUAUUAUCAGUAGGUAAAUCAAGGAAGAAACCACUAAAACAGGAGUAUCAAAUUGAGACGAAAAGAAAGACCCAGAAAACAGUGAUAAAAACAACAGCCAAAAAAGGAGUCCUAUUUCAUGAUAGUGAUAACAUGUACUACAACAAGAACACUAUUCCAAUGACAAAGAAACCAACCACGUUUAAAACACUCUUCGCUCAUGGUGGAAUAAAGAAUGCAGAUGAAAUCAAUAAUGAUGUUGAUGAAUUGGUUAAUAGGGGCAAAAUAAACAGGAAUAUUGUUCAGGCAAAUUACGAGUACUACAAUAACAGUGGUGUACAGGUAAAGAAAAUGGAUUUCUUUGCGACGUACGAUGCAUUCACAAUUGGAACUGAUGUUUUCAAUCUGACUAAAUUCCAUCUACCACUCUUCAUACCAGAUGAGACGUACGCCCAGUACUCAAUUCCACGGGCAUACAUCAUGUUCAUGAAGACUAGGCCUACGUAUAUUGAUAAGAUGAAGGAAGUAGGCCAAACUAUAAUUACGAAUAUCAACAAUGAUGCUGUUACGCAACAAGACUACUUGCAGUACAAGAAUAACACAUUGGAACACUUCUAUGCCAUAAUAGCAUCAUAUGCGCAAUUUGGAUUAAGGGAAACAGCCAUUGGCAUCCAGGGUGCACUUAAGAAGAAGGUUGAAUCAUUAGGAGAGAACUUCAGUGGGGCAGAAUACGCCAAUAUCAGGAAUGUGAUGAAUAAUGUACCAGAGGUAUCAAUUCCUAAAUGA
Messenger RNA from Enterospora canceri, 855 nucleotides. NCBI's taxonomy places the organism in Eukaryota, Fungi, Microsporidia, Enterocytozoonidae. The record is from the annotation of a GenBank genome assembly.